ACUCCAUUUACCUUCAAUUAAUAACACAAGCAAACAGUAGAAUCCAGUAAAAUCUCACAAUCGUUUUCAAUUUCAAUUUCAAAAUCAAAAUUCUCCACACAAGUUACAACGCAACACAAAAACCAAAACUCAAAAAAAGAGAGAAUCACUGAAAAUCACACAACAGAGCUCGAGUUCGAAUCCGAUUCCGUUACAUUCCAAAACCCUAGCUAGGGUUCCGAUCCAAUCAUGGUCGACGACACCGUUACAUCACCUCCUCCUCCUCCUUCCUCUGCUCCCGUUCCUCUCGGUUCCGGCGUCAUCUCUCUCGUUAACCGUCUUCAAGACAUUUUCUCCCGCGUUGGAAGCCAAUCCGCCAUCAACCUCCCGCAGGUCGCGGUUGUCGGAAGUCAGAGUAGCGGCAAGUCUAGCGUCCUCGAAGCUCUCGUCGGCCGUGAUUUUCUCCCCCGUGGGAACGAAAUCUGUACACGCCGACCUCUUGUUCUUCAGCUUGUUCGGAGUUCUGAACCGGCUGAUGAAUACGGUGAGUUUCUUCAUUUGCCUGGGAAGAGGUUCUACGAUUUCUCUGAUAUUCGUAGGGAAAUUCAGGCUGAAACUGAUAGGGAAGCAGGUGACAACAAGGGUGUCUCAGACAGGCAGAUUCGUUUGAAGAUUGUUUCACCAAAUGUUCUGGACAUGACACUUGUAGACCUCCCAGGCAUUACGAAGGUUCCUGUUGGUGACCAGCCUUCUGAUAUUGAAGCCCGGAUCAGAACAAUGAUCAUGUCAUAUAUUAAAGAGCCCUCCUGUCUUAUUCUAGCUGUCACACCAGCAAAUUCAGAUUUGGCUAAUUCAGAUGCUCUUCAAAUGGCAGGAGUGGCUGAUCCUGAGGGUAAUAGAACGAUCGGUGUAAUCACAAAGUUGGAUAUCAUGGACAGAGGUACAGAUGCCCGUAAUCUGUUACAGGGAAAAGUUAUUCCCCUCCGACUUGGCUAUGUUGGUGUUGUAAACCGUAGUCAGGAGGAUAUUCAAAUGAACCGGAGUAUAAAGGACGCUCUUGUCGCCGAAGAGAAAUUUUUUCGCAGUCGUCCUGUAUACAGCGGUCUAGCAGAUAGUUGUGGUAUACCUCAGCUAGCAAAAAAGUUAAACCAGAUUCUAGCACAACAUAUCAAAGCUUUGCUACCUGGGCUGAGAGCACAUAUAAGCACUAACCUAGUUACUGUCGCAAAGGAGCAUGCAAGCUAUGGAGAAAUCACCGAGUCCAAGGCUGGUCAGGGUGCUCUUCUCUUGAAUAUUCUUUCAAAAUAUUGCGAAGCAUUCUCCUCCAUGGUUGACGGAAAGAAUGAAGAGAUGUCUACAUCUGAGUUAUCUGGUGGGGCGCGAAUUCAUUAUAUUUUCCAAUCCAUCUUUGUCAGGAGUUUAGAGGAGGUAGAUCCAUGUGAAGGCUUGACUGAUGAUGAUAUUCGUACUGCCAUACAAAAUGCAACUGGGCCAAGAUCAGCAUUGUUUGUACCUGAAGUACCAUUUGAAGUCCUCGUGCGAAGGCAAAUAUCUCGUUUAUUGGAUCCAAGUCUUCAGUGUGCCAGGUUUAUAUAUGAUGAAUUAAUAAAGAUGAGCCAUCGCUGUAUGGUGACUGAACUGCAGCGAUUCCCUUUCUUACGGAAACGUAUGGAUGAAGUUAUAGGGAACUUUUUACGGGAAGGCCUUGAACCAUCAGAGAACAUGAUUGCACAUAUCAUGGAAAUGGAGAUGGACUACAUAAAUACUUCCCACCCAAAUUUUAUUGGUGGAAGUAAGGCAUUAGAAAUUGCAGUGCAACAGACCAAAUCUUCUAGGGCUGCCUUAUCACUUUCUAGGCCAAAGGAUGCUCUGGAAUCUGAAAAGGGAUCUGCCUCUGAAAGAACUGUGAAGUCUCGGGCUAUUCUUGCAAGACAGGCUAAUGGAGUAGUUGUUGAUCCGGCUGUGCGUGCUGUAUCAGACGCUGAAAAAAUUGCAUCCUCUGGAAACAUUGGUGGAUCAAGUUGGGGCAUCUCAUCCAUUUUUGGUGGAGGUGAUAAGUCUGCGAGGGAGAAUGUAGCUAGUAAGCAACAUGCUGAACCAUUUCAUAGUGUGGAAGUGGAACAAUCAUUCUCUAUGAUCCAUUUGACAGAGCCACCUACUAUCUUGAGGCCAUCUGAUAGUAAUUCAGAGACGGAAGCUGUCGAAAUUACGGUAACAAAGCUGCUUUUGAAAUCAUAUUACGACAUUGUCAGGAAAAACGUUGAAGAUUUUGUCCCCAAAGCAAUUAUGCACUUCUUGGUAAACAACACCAAGAGAGAGCUACACAAUGUCUUCAUUAAAAAGUUAUAUAGAGAUAACCUGUUUGAAGAGAUGUUGCAAGAACCUGAUGAGAUAGCCUCGAAAAGAAAGCGUUGUAGAGAACUUCUUCGAGCUUAUCAGCAAGCAUUUAAGGACUUGGAGGAGCUGCCUAUGGAAGCGGAAACACUUGAAAGAGGAUACAGUUUACCUGAAACAACUGGUCUGCCUAAAAUUCACGGACUACCAACGUCAUCAAUGUAUUCAACAAAUAGUUCUGGAGAUUAUUAUGGAGCUUCUCCUAAGCACCCCAAGUCAAAAAGGUCUUCUCAUUCUGGGGAACUUCAAUCUCCAUUUUAUGCUAAUGCAGAUUCCAAUGGAAAUGGAAAACAAUCUGCAUCAGGCUUUUAUCCCACGCUUGAUACAUAAGCUAUAGCUAAACAAGUUUGUUGGUCCAAGUAGUUUAAUUCAAGGCAUGUUAUUCAUUUGAUUAAGUUCUGCCUUCCGGAGCUGGAAUGCAUGAACCUAAUGUUUUCUAACUAAGACGGUCUUGUAUGUCGGUCAAGGCUUUCUUAACCUAAGUUCACCUUUUGCUCUCAUAUAGCAUCGACAUUACUUACAAAGCUCCUGAAAGAAUAAUAGGAACAGGUGACCUUUCACAUUUUUGAGAAUCGGCUUUCUGUAUAUGACCUUUUUUUUCUUUGUUAUUAUUAGUUAGGAAUUGUCUUGGCAAUUAUGCACCUCCAAAGUUUGUUUGCAGUAGAUGUAGGACGUUAUUUGCUAUGUGAAAUGGCUUGACAUUGAUUUUUAAUAUAAAGAUGAGUCGUUGAUUGUUUGUUAUUGCAA
This is a messenger RNA of Medicago truncatula (barrel medic), 3120 nucleotides long. Its product is annotated as dynamin-related protein 3B. Gene Ontology annotation, biological process: peroxisome fission; mitochondrial fission. Gene Ontology annotation, molecular function: GTP binding; GTPase activity; microtubule binding. Lineage: Eukaryota; Viridiplantae; Streptophyta; Magnoliopsida; Fabales; Fabaceae. Bases 229 to 2703 code for a protein of 824 amino acids. The record is from RefSeq and is a predicted model, not a curated record. The transcript is spliced from 20 exons. Gene Ontology annotation, cellular component: peroxisome; microtubule; cytoplasm.